GAGAUUCAUUUGACAACUUCUUUAGAUGUUGCAAGAUUUCUCAUAAUGCAAGGGGAUGCUUUCCGUGGACAUGAUGAGUCUUCUACUUCGCUUAACAAGGGUACAUUUAGAUAAAUGGUUGAUUGGUACAAAGAUAAGGUUGAGAUAGUGAAGGCGGCAUAUGAAAAAGGUUACAAAAAUUGCCAAAUGUUAUCUCCUUAUGUGCAGAAAGAUCUUACAAAAGCUUGUGCAGAGGAAGUCAUGAGUGUCAUUAUGGAUGAGAUUCGUGGUAGAAAAUUCUCAGUGCUUAUUGAUGAGUCUCGAGAUGUAUCAAUAAAGGAGCAAAUGGCAGUGAUUCUAAGGUUUGUGAAUGAUGAAGGAAAAGUGAUGGAGAGAUUUCUUGGACUUCAGCAUGUUGAGAGUUGUACAGCUAUUGCAUUGAAAGAAGCUUUGGUCCGUAUGCUUUCAAGUCGUAAGUUAUCAAUCUCUAUGCUUCGUGGGCAAGGGUAUGAUGGAGCUUCUAAUAUGAGAGGUGAAUUUAAUGGGGUGCAGAAAUUGAUUCGCGAUGAGAAUCCUUAUGCUUUCUAUGUGCAUUGUUUUGCCCAUCAAUUGCAACUAGUGGUUGUUUCUGUCUCAACUUCUAGUGCAGAUAUUGCAGAUUUCUUUAACUAUGUUCCUUUAAUAGUCAACACUGUGGGUGCAUCUUGUAUGAGAAAGGAUGUUUUGCUUGCAAAGCAUCAUGAUGUGUUGCUAGAAAAGAUUGAGAAUGGUGAGAUUAUGACCGGAAGAGGUUUAAACCAGGAAAGUGGUCUAGCUAGACCUGGAGACACCAGAUGGGGUUCACAUCUUAAAACUUUGCUUCGCAUUUUGGUGAUGUGGGAGGCUAUCAUAGAUGUCUUUGAGAUAGUCAAGAAAGAUUCUGUUAAACCAGCAUGUACUGGAGGAGCUUUAGGUUUAAUUGGAAAAAUGGAGAGCUUUGAUUUUGUGUUCAUCAUGCAUUUGAUGAUAGAAUUGUUGGGCAUGACAGAUAUUUUGUCACGUGCUUUGCAAAGGAAAGACCAAGACAUAGUUGAAGCUAUGCAUUUGAUAACGGAUGUGAAAGAUAGUUUGCAGGAUUUAAGAGAAAAUGGAUGGGAGCCAUUACUUAAAAAAGUGAAAACUUUCUGUGAGAAGAAUGAGAUUGAAGUGCCAGAUAUGGAUGAGGAAAUAAAUAUCAGAGGGACAUCUAGACGUAGGAAGCAAAAGUGGCAACUGCUUCAGUAGAGAGGAUAUUUUCAGCCAUGUCCCUUAUAAAGACAGAUUUG
Molecule: messenger RNA, 1283 nt
Organism: Panicum virgatum (switchgrass)
Lineage: Eukaryota; Viridiplantae; Streptophyta; Magnoliopsida; Poales; Poaceae
Product: zinc finger MYM-type protein 1-like
Exons: 3
Coding region: 115-1242 (375 amino acids)
Source: RefSeq, a predicted model, not a curated record